UCACUCAGCGGCGGUGUCGCACUUCUCCCGAGAGGCUCCGGCGAGGGGCAGGGCUGCGUUCGUCCGGGACCCGCCUCAAGCCUCGCAGCCUUUCACCCAGUUUCCUCCCGAUUCUUGCUGGGACAACAAAAUUGGGAAGCGGUUCUCGAAACAUACCCUCAAGGCGUAGUUGCAGAAUUUCAAGAAAGCUGAGGAUGGAGUGAUCAAUAAAGGCUUCUUUUUCGGACUUUGGUAAGGCCUUGAAGAAUGAUUUAGGUUUAGGACAGUGUUUUUCAACUGGAAAGGGGAUUGUGUGGGACCCAUUAGUGGAGGUCUUUACCCAUUUGUAAGCAAGGAAAUCUCUUUAAACUUAAAAAAAAAAAAAAGAAACAGUAUAGAUUGGAAAUAUCAGCGCAUGUAAGUAAAUUCAGUGUUACUUAGUAAAGUACUGCUUUAUGGAGCUUUUAAUUGUAUAUAUGCGUGUAUGUGUGCACUAGGGCUUGUUUGUAAAAUGUAUUUCUUACUGUAUUUCAAACCCUAAAAAGUUUGAAAGCCAGUGAUUUAGGGAGAAAGGUGAAUUUUCUGGGUAGGGAAAGUAGAAUAGCAAAGUCUAUAAGCCAAGAAUAAUUCACAACCAUUUUCCUUUUUAGUUUAACUCUAAAUUUUAUCAAAGUAGUUAAAUUGCACAGAUUAAAAAGCAAAUAAUACUACUUGUUAGAUUGAGCAUUGGGUUGCUAUCGUAUGUAAUAAAUUACUCCAAAAUAUGGUGGCUUAAAACAACCAUUUUAUUAUGUUCACAGGUGGUGUUGUCAAUAGGGCACAGUCAUCAGCUUUUCUUUGGUAACUCAAUUAGAAAGACUAGAGUGGGCAUGCUAGCAGAGCUUCUGUAACUAUAUGGCCGGGGCUUCCUCACAGUGUGGCAGCAAGGUAGUCAGACUUCUUAGCUUAAACUCGGAGCUCCAAAGGGAGUGUUGCAAUGAACAAGGCAAAAAUUGCCUGACCUUUUCUGACCUUGCCUCAAAAAGUAACGCGGUGCUACUUCCCUCACUUUCUUUUGCUUACAAAUGUGUCAAAGUCCUGUUGCAUUUUAGGAAAGGAGACAUAGAUCCCUCUUCUCAAAGGAUUGGCAAAGAAUUCUUGUCCAUGUUUUAAAACCAGCAUAGUGAAUUUACUUCUGUAACAGAAAACCCCAAAAUAUCGGUGGUUUAAUACACUUUUUUUUUUUCCUCACAAAAGAUCCAUUGUGGCUAUUUCUAGUCAGACGAAAUGUUAAAUUGAAGGCCAGAUGUUUUUAUUUUUAAUGGUUCUGCUGCCUUCUAGGACUAGCUUGUUUGACAAGAAAAAGCAUGGCAGAUUACCCAAGGUUAACUCUAAAAAUGACAUGUAUCAAUUUGGCCACAUUGUGUUGGCCAGAGUUUAGUCCCAAGGCCCCCACUUUAACUGCCGGGGAUCCUGAGAAAUGUAGAGAAACACACACAUAUUGGUGAGCACUAACAGUUUGCCACAUUCUAGGUUAAAGAAAACCCUGUAGUACCCAACCCUUCUACUCUAUUCUCAAUUCUUCUCACCAAAGGAAAAUUCAAGUCUUUUAAAUAUUUCAUCUGUUACCCCCAUGUCUAAAUAUACUUACAUUGCAGUUUCUUGAUUUUCCAAUUUCAGACAUUACCCAUUGACUUUCUCCUAUGGAAGGCAGUGAUAAAGGUCUUUUGUAACAACACCACCUCCAAGUGUGUGAACAUUCCCUCUCUACCUCAUACACUCUUCUUUUCCCUUCACCUGUCAACAGUGAUAUCAUAGGCUUUGGCUAAAUCAACAUUUGGUGUUAUCACUACUGUCUAGGUAAAUGUCAUUCAACCCCAAGGCACAUGGUAUACUAAGAUCGCAUUAACUUUUAAUACAACUUUUUACUUUCCUUUCUCUUAACUGCCAUUUUAAGUGUAUUAUUUAUCUGUUCUCAAACACUGGCAAACUGCUAAAGCAUCACAGUGAAAUACAUCAGUUAAUCCAGUAGUUUUUUUUUCCUUACAGAUACUCUUCCUACAGCGUUACAACCUUUAGUUUAUUUAGGAUUGCUGGUUUCUCCAACAUAAUACUGCUCUCCUGUGUGUUAGAUCCCUUGUUUCCUUUUUCUUUGUUUAAUCCCUUUUUAAAAAUGAACUACAUUCUCUAAUACCUUCUUGGAAAAAGGUAAAUAGGAGUGUAGUAGAUAGAAUAAUGGCCCCCAAAGAUGUCUAUAUCCUUAUCUCCAGAACCUGUUGAUAUUUUAUCUUAUAUGGCAAAACAAACUGCAUAUGUGAUUAAGGAGAUGGGCUAAAUUACCCUGGAUUGUCUGGGUGGCUGGACAUAAUCAAAGAGUUCUUAAGAGAGGAAGACAAGAUGUCAAGAGAGGAGAAGACUCUACACUGCUGGCUUUGAAGAUAGAGGGAGGAGCUCUGAGCAAAGGAUAGCAGUUUGGUCGCCCAACUCACAUUGAUGCCUAAGACCCAGCUGAUUUCUCUUCAUUUCCGCAAAGUUACUGUACCAUGGCAGGCCAACGAACAUGUCAAAGGAGGAGCAGCAGAGCUGGCCCCAGGAAAAUGCAAGAACCUCCAAAGAGCAUUGAAGAAUUCUUAAAGUUUCAAAAUUGGGAUUAUUGGCCAAGGGAAAUCCAUUUUAGAGAUGAUGAUAAAUGGUCAUGCGCUCUGAAAAAAAUAAAAGAAGAUAGUUCAUUUGUUUCAAUUUAUACACACCUAUGGGAAAAUGUUCCUCGAAUAUUUGAAGCACUUUUGAUCAUGGAAUCAAAAUUAAAGGAAUAUUCACUUAUUUUGCAAAACCACACCUCUGAAAUAUUUAAGUGGAAAAGCAUGAUUUCUGAGACAAGUUCUUAUAGAAAAUUGGAACAAUAUGAGGAAUUUCUAAAGAAGUACCAUAAGAAAAAAAAGAUAAUGCUUUCAGAUGAAAUGGAGACAGAGAAGAAUAUAGAGGGUUGCAGCUUCACAGGAUUCAAAGCGAAUGAACUUACUCAGCUACCCAGACAUUUGGAUGCUGAACAAAUUUAUCUUUUUAUUUUAAAAGCCCAUAAUUUUGAUGAAAGAGUUUUUAAAAUCUGGAAGACUCAUUUUCUCUCAGAAGCCUCCAUUGCUCUUUUGCAUGACUCCUUUUGGUGGUGGUUUCUCCAUAAAUUUAGGCCUGACAGAGAAAACCAAGAUUGCUUAUUCGAUAGAAUUUCAGAAAGUUAUGUGACACUUUUCAUGAGCAUACCUUUAAGUCGAAAGGAUGCAUUUUUUCAGAUAUAUCCUGAUUGUUUGGCACAAGCCAUAUAUGCAACGUUCCAUGAAGCAUUUCCAGAAUCGAGUUACCUCUUUAAUGAUGAAUUUAAAGAAGAUCUAGGGAAUAACAUUUUUCUUUGGUGUUCAGGUUUAAAACCUCAAAAAGGCUUUUGGACCCACUGGAAACUGAAAGAACUCUCCACAACCACCAUUCAUGGUAGCAAAAAAGCACCUGCAAAAUCAGUAGAGGAAAGAAUUGCAGACAGUCAAGAACAUAUAUCAACUACUAUCGACUUCAAUAUUAUAAAGAUUCUAAACAACCCAAGAGCAUAUACGUUGCCCAUAUCCAAGGAAGAAUCAAGAUUAUCAAGACUAGCAACAAAGUCACACUGUAGUAGUACUGGUCCAGAGUUUAAUUGUGUUCUCUUCAAUUUUGGAGGUCAGAGUCCAUUGAUUUUAUAUUAUCUUAAGAUGCAUGAGCUGGGUGGUAUUUCCAAAGCACCUAAGAAAACCAAGAUUAAACUCACUAAGAUAUUCCAGGAACCACUACCUGCUCCAACAUACCGUGAUGUUAUAAAGGAGGCAAAAAGACAAUUUGCAAGGAACCAAAAGGAUUUUAGGAUGGAAAAGCUCAGAAUUAAUGAAGAAAUAAAACUUCUAAAACAGCAGCAGGAAAGAAUUGACAAGGAGCUUGAUAGACUCCAAGCAAAGGCUACCAAGAAACCUCAUGAAGUGAAACAGGACUUUGAGAAGUUCCUACAUAAACUGCGUUCUGAAGCUGAAAUUGAGAGAGAAUGUGUGGCAUCACUAUCGUCAUCAUCAUCAUCAACAGACAACUACAACUUUGAGGAAGAAGAAUACUAAGAGAAACCAGAAAUGAACUCUAUUCAAGAAUAAUGCAUACAAUUCAGUGGUAUCAGUUUAAUUGUAACAAUAUAUUUAAUUCAAGUCCAAUCCAUGUAAUCAGUAUUAAGGGUGUGUUUUACCAUUCAUCUUUAAAAUCUUCAAAUCAAUAAAUCUCAGUAAAUUAUUCUUAAAAGAUCUGUCCAAACAUGAUCUUGGCUCUUAAUAGUAAAACCAUAUUUUAAGAUGGAAAAAUAAUCAUUAUGAAGCAUAGAGAGCUUUCAACCAUUUCUUUGAAAAUAUAUCUUGAUAUAAUAGCAACCGUUCAUCAUAAUACAAAACAGAAGGAAGAUUAAUUUACUGUGGCACAGAAAGUCCUGCCAAUUCGUAAGUGCCCUAAGUAGUUUCUCUCAGAUUUUUUACAUUUUUUCAGGCCUCAAGCAAAACCAAAGCCCCACCUCCAGGUUUGGUAGCAAACAAACUUUGCUUCUCCGGUGCUAAGCUUCCAUCACUCCUCUGGUAAUAAGCUUUGUGCACAUUUGCUAGAAAGCUGGGCAGCCUGUCCGCAGGUACUAUUGAUACUGUGCAGCCUCCCCAUCCUGCUCCAGUAAGUCGUGACCCUUGAGCUCCAAACUUCCUAAAACAAUGAGGAAAAAAAUAUUAGAACCUAUAAAUGAAAAUACAAGUGAUUUGCUUGGUGUUUGUAGAACACAUAGAUAGCCUAUCUAAGUUCUAAGAAGAAAAUACAUGUGGAGUUUUUAGGUGUCAUCAAACAUUUUAGGACAUUAAGACAUUUAUGCUGUUUCAGAGAGUGAUUUGGAAUUUUUUCAUUGUAUCUAAAUCUAGUCCCUGGUUUUGACUCCAAGUGGUUAAGUCAACAGUACUCCUCCCAUUUCAUGACUGGCAAUAACCCACUGUAAUAUUGAUUCCAUAAAGUAGCCACUUGAAGAGUUGUAUAGCAAGCUUACAGGUAAAUCAGGAAGGAGGCGUUAAAAUAAAACAGGCAAUGGUAAAAGAAAUGUAGGCAACCCUGAAUCAGAAGGUCACUCCAAAUGAGGACAAAUCAAACUUUAAAAUGUACAGUCUUACACAAGUUUUCCCCAAUGGCUAUUUCAGCUGCAUUCUUAAGGCCAGGCUGUUUCACAAAGAAGAAUCAGUCCCCUAGAACAGAUAGCCUAGUUCACUGAAUAAACUUAUCAACAAAAAGCUUGUUAUUAAACUCCAGGUUGGGUGGGUGGUUGGUUGAAUCUCUAAUGGAAAAUUAACCAAGCCUUUCCACAAAGCGGAUGGCAGUCCCUAGAGGUCCACACCACCUUCCCUGUGCCUUCUGGAGCUAGUCUGAUUAUUGGACUCAGAAGUUGACAUCAGAUGAGAUACAUCUGAUUGGGAUGGCAACAACUAUAUGAAGGACCACACAGCUAGAGUUAAUUUUAGUUACUGUAAACCAGGCACAGUUUCAAACCUAAGAUUUCAACCAAAGUGAAAGGCCCUAUCACAGUGUACACAGAUCACUUAGCUUUAAAAGAUGCAAUUUAUCCUGACAUGAAAGUUAACAUGUACUUACAAUUAAUUCUUCUUAAUAAAAUUCACUCCAAAUUA
Messenger RNA from Gorilla gorilla gorilla (western lowland gorilla), 5669 nucleotides. It is a transcript of the gene FAM227B, whose product is annotated as family with sequence similarity 227 member B. The transcript has 18 exons. Bases 2502 to 4091 code for a protein of 529 amino acids. NCBI's taxonomy places the organism in Eukaryota, Metazoa, Chordata, Mammalia, Primates, Hominidae. The record is from RefSeq and is a predicted model, not a curated record.